ACAGUGUGGAAAGCGAAUCCUGUCACGGAGAAGGCCUGGGCACAUCCACGUGCAAAAUUGCCAGGCGGCCCAAGUCAACCAGCGAAGGCGCGGCUCAAAGAGAGAGCCACAGAAGAGAGUCGCAGCUCAAAGAGAGAGCAGAGAAGGUGCCGCCGCUCGAUCACAGGUGUCGCCACCUUGUCAGGGAAAUGAGCAACAAUCGCCUCAGCAAUCUCUGCAAAAGUAAUCAAAAUUUCAAUCCCACAUUCUUCGUCCUGCCACCAUGCAGUCGUCGUGGGGUCUACACUUUCUAGCGCUGCUGUGCAUCAUCUGUCUGUAUGCCAGAUUGGCGCACAGCCUGCACAAUCCGCUGAUGCGCGAAACUUGCGGAUUGGGAGAGGAGCUCGUCUGCGAUGUGCAGUUCAUCAUUUGCUGGGAGUACAAGUGCAAGUGCAUUGAGAAUCACGAUUAUCUCGGGCCAGGACUGGGCUGCCUGUUCGAGGAAUUUUCAUAGCCUUCAGCCUAAAGUCUGCUCCUCCUGCAGGCUGCAGGCUGCAGCUGUGGGUUGAUUGAAUAUCGAUGAAUUAAUAAACAAACGAUCGACUGUU
Molecule: messenger RNA, 587 nt
Organism: Drosophila guanche
Lineage: Eukaryota; Metazoa; Arthropoda; Insecta; Diptera; Drosophilidae
Exons: 2
Coding region: 263-493 (76 amino acids)
Source: RefSeq, a predicted model, not a curated record